Frankliniella occidentalis (western flower thrips) is the source of this 938-nucleotide messenger RNA. RefSeq lists its product as uncharacterized. The record is from RefSeq and is a predicted model, not a curated record. The transcript is spliced from 2 exons. Lineage: Eukaryota; Metazoa; Arthropoda; Insecta; Thysanoptera; Thripidae. The coding region runs from base 255 to 887 and encodes 210 amino acids.
UACGCAAGCCGCGAAAAAAGUGCGGGCGGGCUCACGCCAGGCAGUGCCUCCGAACGGGCGGGCUGUCGCGGGCUACUCCCUCUGCCGCCCAGCAUGGGCGCCGAAGCGAGUACACCUGCCUGCCCUUUUUGGAGGCACUGCGCUAGGAGGGGACGGGGCCGCACACGCCAGGCUCUACCGGAUAUCACCGUUUGUUAGUCGUGUCCGCCAAAGCACGGCGGCCAGCAGAGGCAGAGCCCCGUGCACGAUGCAGCAUGGUGAGGGUCCGGCUGGAGCCGCUGCUGGCGAUGCUCGUCCUCGGCUCGGCCGCCAGGAAGAGCUAUGACAAGACGCACCUCGAGCUGCGACCCGCCUUCAUCCGGCCGUGCGACCUCGACCACAACGCCAUCAAGGCGGUAGCGGUGGCCCUCGAGUGGCGCGGCCGCACCACCGUCGUGUUCCACCUGAACGUGACCAUCAACCGGUCGGUGGAGAAGUGGCCCAGGGGCAUCAUCGUGGUCGAGCAGUGCGACCAGGCCGUGUCCGCGGCCACGUGCUCGACCUUCCGGACGUUCGAGUUCCACGACAUUUGCAUCCUCAUGAUGAGCGCCGCCAUGCCCUGGGCCCCGAUCGUCGCCAGCUUUCAACCCAAGAUGAGCUGCCCCAUCACCAAGGGCGAGUACAAGCUGGCCAACGGCACGCUGGCCAUGGACCUGCUCAACACCAUGAGCGGCCCGCUCCGCCUGGAGGGCCCGGUGUGGCGGUCGCGCCUGACAGCCAUCGACUCGCGGGGGGACCCGCACAUCUGCGCGGACGCCGCCGGCGAGUUCUUUCGAGUGCGGAAUCGACCGAAGAGCAAAGGCCUCAAGACGACGACGUCCGCACCCGCGGCUGCCGAGAAACGUUGACAAUCUUGUUCACUGAGGAACGAACCCACGAAGGGAAAUAAAGUUGUCUAU